This is a messenger RNA of Saccostrea echinata, 2029 nucleotides long. RefSeq lists its product as uncharacterized. NCBI's taxonomy places the organism in Eukaryota, Metazoa, Mollusca, Bivalvia, Ostreida, Ostreidae. The transcript has 17 exons. The record is from RefSeq and is a predicted model, not a curated record. Bases 14 to 1918 code for a protein of 634 amino acids.
ACGUUUUUUUAAGAUGUUCGUCACAUUCGAGAUGGAGGUAAAUUGGAAACAGCCAUUGAUGUUCCUACUAUUUUUACUUGGAGAAGGUGCAUGUUUGUCAUCAAAACUUGACUCCCUACAGAAAGAGUACGGGGAAUGGAGACUUCAGCGUUCCCCCGAAUAUUCAACUUCUCUUGGCAUAUACAAAUACAGUGACAAAGUGGAAAAGUUUGCAUACUCAGGAUUUAAUGAAGAAUAUACCAAAUGCCUAAAUCUUCUAAAUGAUUUGAAAAUGAUCGACUACAACCAACUUACACCGAAAGAGAAGACAGAUUAUGAUAUUUUUAAGGACACAUUGACGACUAUCGUUCGAGGGCACGAUUGGCGAGACUACAAUGCCCUGAACCCAAUCAAUUUUCUUGAGGGACCACAAAUUGACCCAUCAGAACUUCAAAAAACAACACCAUUUGACACAAUUGGGGACUAUGAAAACUACUUAAAACGGCUGGAAUUAUUUCCAAACCAGAUAGACGAAAUGAUAGAAAGAUUCAACAAGUCCAUAGAAAAAAGACACACAUAUCAUAACGUAUCGGUGAACAGGGUUCCAAAGCAGAUAGAUGACAUCCUUAAAGAUGUAAAUAAUACAAUGUACAAGCCAUUUCAUAAACAACUGACAGAUAAGAAAACAAUCUCGGAUACAAGAAAAACAGAUAUCAGAUCCAGGGCCAAAGAGGCUGUUAAUAACAUCGUCCAGAAGUACAGGAACCUCAAAUCGUAUCUAGAGGAUGUGUACUUUAAUCAUCUAAGACCAGGAUUUGGAGUAAGUACUUGGGAUAAAGGAGGACAAUUCUACAAAGAAUGUUUACGUUGGCACCUUUCUUUGGAUUUGUCUCCGGAAUAUGUGCACAAUAAAGGAUUACAAGAAGUUGAGAGAAUUUCGACAGAAAUGAAAAAGGUCAUGAUGAAACUUAAUCAUCAUGGUUCUGUCAAGCAGUUUUUUGAUGACGUUAAGGCAAAUUCGUCUUUUUUCCUGAAGUCUGGCGAUGAAAUAAUUCAAUGGUAUAAAAAUGCAAUUGAAAAGGAAAUAAAACCAAAAAUACCAACUCUUUUUAAAAACCUUCCAAAUUUGCCGGUAGAUGUUCAACCGAACCCAAUAGAUGGGAUUGGAGGUCAGUAUUUAUCUGGACCCCCAGACGGUUCACGCCCCGGAGUCUUCCAAGUCAAUGUUUUUCAUCCGAAUAAAUCAGUAACUAUAGACUUCAUGGCUCUAUUGCUUCAUGAAACAAUACCAGGUCAUCAUUUGCAGGGCAGUAUCCAGUCCACUCAGGCUGGUCCAGCAUACCGUAGACAGAAUCAUGAUGACAAAUAUUUCCAACCCCCGGCACUUCCUCCUUUUUAUACUGCUUAUUUAGAGGGAUGGGCAUUGUAUGCUGAAUCUUUGGGAGAAGAAAUGCACUUGUACAAGACUGACUACGAUCUAAUGGGACGAUACGGAUCGGAAAUUUUUAGAGCAUGUCGUCUUGUUGUCGAUACAGGAUUGCAUUACUUUAAUUGGACAAGAGAAGAAGCCAUACAAUAUAUGCUGAAUUACACAGCAUACAGUGAAGGUUCUAUUACGACUGAAAUCGACAGAUAUAUUACGUGGCCAGGUCAAGCAUGCGCAUACAAGAUAGGUGAACUCAAGAUAAAAGAAUUGCGCAAAAAAUCACAAAACGAACUAGGUUCAAAAUUUGACAUCAAGGACUUCCAUUACGUUGUUUUGAAAGAUGGAGCUCUUCCCCUUAAUGUAUUGGAAAAGAAUGUUAAUCAAUGGAUUACAGAAACAAAAAACAAACCUGCAGAAAAACAAAACCAGUGCACUUCCGGUGGUUUUAGAAAGGAAAUCAGUUUUAAAUUUUUGCUAGUUAUUUUCAUUAGUAUUUCUUUUCUUUUGAAUUAAUCAUCUGUCCUGCCUGAACGUUCGGAUCUUGAUUUGUGUUAUUAAGUAUGGGUUUAAUGUAUUUUAUUUUACCAGUGUAAGUAAAAUUUUAAUUGAUCAAUGUAUAUUACU